CGCAUGUACUCGCUCAGUAUCAUUGCGCAUCCAUCACAAUUAACAACAACAAAUGUUGGCUGGCACCGCGCGCGCACGCCGAUUGCCGAUCGCCGAUACAAAAAGGGUUGGCAACUUCGCGCCGGCGAUCAGUUCGUACGUCGAUGCACUCGUGUCAUCAUCCAGACGGCGCUACUCAAAACAUAAAACAACAACGUUUAAUUAAAUAUUAAAUAUUGAGCAAACAACGACGUAAACUUUAAUUACAUUAAGUUUUUAAUUGAUAGUUUGAUUUAAAUUGAACAUUUUUGGAAGUGAUUUUGGAGAAGAAAUAAAAGGAGCGAGAUUAUUACUUAUACUUAUCAACAGAGUCUACUUAAGAAAAAAAUGGCGGUUACAACUACCACAAUGACAACGGCAACCACCACAACAAAACUUAACCCCAAAGAUGUCUCCACCCAAACAAAAACCUCGAAAAAACUCUCCCGCAGCGCUUCAAUCGAACGCAUCAAGAAACUCAACACGUAUAUCUGCUCGCAGAACUACUUCUUCCUACCAGCUCUCAUCACCUGGCUGCGUGCUCCUCAUGAUAAACUCCAAGCGAGCCUGGAACGCUUCAUCGCCAUCUUGAAAUUCAUGCUGUUUUCCACAUUCCUCCCGCGUCUGGCCAUUAAACUCUGCAUUUCUGCUGCAUUGAUGUCCUACAGAUCUCUGCACAACUUCCAGAGUAGAAUUAUACCCACAUUCGAGGAGAUUUUGAAAAGCACCAAGUUUAUUCAAUUUGCUGUGUAUUUUGCACUCACUGCUGUUGUGCUCCAGCUGGUCACUUGUUUGUAUUACUUGUCUGGAGUGAUGCAAUCCGGUGGGUUUGUGUUUCUUUGCUCCUGUUUGUAUCUGAUCACACAGAUGAACUACAGUUGUCUGCAGUUCUUUCUGAGGGAAAAGGAGACUUUCAGUAUGGUUGGUGGAAGGAUGGUGCAGGUCCAGAAGCGGCUGAGUAGAAAGGAUAUUCUUGGCAAGCGGACUAUUAGUAAUAUGAAUUUGAUUUAGAUGUAGAACUCUUUUCAAUUUUUUCGGUGGAGAUGAAAAUUUUGAGGAAGAGUUAUUUUAUUGAAGUCUGAAAUCUUGAUUGCCAAGUGACUGAUGAGUGAUUAAUAUUAUGUACUGUUUUGAUUGAUAUGGAGAAAUGUUGAGUGUAAUUAAUGUAAUUAAUGUAAUUAUUUAGCUUUAGUUAUUUAUGUUUUGUUUCUAUUUACUUAAUUGUUGUUGUUUGUUGUCUAGUUUUUUAAGAAUAUUUGUACGAAGAACCACCUCGAAUUUUAUACAAAAAAUGAAUGAUUGAAGAAGCAAUAAAGUUGAAAAUCUUUAAAAUGA
Molecule: messenger RNA, 1353 nt
Organism: Dalotia coriaria
Lineage: Eukaryota; Metazoa; Arthropoda; Insecta; Coleoptera; Staphylinidae
Exons: 2
Coding region: 367-1029 (220 amino acids)
Source: RefSeq, a predicted model, not a curated record